CGACUGCGUUUAAUUAACAAUUAAUAAAACUUUUAAUUUGCGUGCAAUUGGCACUGCACAUUGAACUCCGCCGAUGACAGCGCUGAAUAUUAUGUUAAUGGCAAGUGGGGUCGAUGGUAGAUGGCAGAUUGGCAGAUGGUAUAUGGGGAAUUGCAUAAUGCCCACAGAUCCCAGCCAUUUGCCCUGGUAAUUCUUCAUUAAUCAGCAGCGCAAUCAUUUACGUAAAACGAAAGCGCGUGGAAAGCGCAGAGCCAGAGCCACGAAACCUAAUUGCAAGUUAUGAAUAUCUCAUCGGAUAUUAAAUCGAUGGCGGGCGUUUAACUCCGACAAGCCACGACCAUGAUGAUGAUGGCGAAAGCAAUGGCGAUGACGAUGGAAAUAAUAAUGAGGAUGACGAUGAAUGGAUAUGGGCUGAAUGGUCUGGUAUCGUUGGCCGUCCGUUUGUCCCGCCGGAAGUGGCGACACUUAAUUGCGUAUUGAGUGCAUUUUCAAUUUUUAUUGAACUGCGCCCAGUUGAGAGCAUUGUGCUGCGGUUAUGGGCCCACUCAUUAAAUCGGUGGCUUCACCAGGCUCGUUGCCAUUUGCCACUGGGAAGUAUGCUACGAAAUGGGGUAGUGGGCGUGGCAGUGACUCCCCCGCACUCAUUAGCGGUAUCUAGUACACGAUAACCGCGCAAUAAUCGAUGCUACCAACUUGUCUUCUUUAUCAGGUGGCGCACAUGCAAAAAUAUUCGGUGAUGAACGAUGAAGUCAGUCUUUGGAAGUCAUCCCGGCAUUUCGGUUGAAUACGAAAUGAGAGCUGUAAGCUGGUUGGGAAUUAUUAUGGUGACCUUGCUGGGUCACCGAACCGCUGCCCUGGAAUUCGACGAGUGUGCCAGUGCCCCACAAAUGGGAAUCUACGUGGCCAGCUGGAGUAAUUGCUCCAAAUACAUUUAUUGUGCCGGUCCAGGAUCUUUUGAGGCCGAGUGUUUGGAAGGUCAUUACUACGAUGAGAAGUCGGAGCGCUGUGUGGAUAGGGAACUGGUGAAGAGGUGUCGUCAGGAUCCGGUGUUAAGCACCACCUUUAAGCCUCCUUUGGUGGUCAAAAAACCACCCAUAGCGGCGCAAAAAGCAGAUCCACUGACCAUCACCCUGCGACUCUUGCCAAACGCCGGACCCUGCUAUCCCUAUAUGGUGUGCUACGAGGGAGCGGGCCUGGCCAAAGCCUGUACUCCCGCUCAUCUGGUGUCCUGCAACAGGAUGCCAUCGCCAGAGAACAUCACCAACUGCCAGGCCGGAGUUUAUGGAUUCAUGGCACAUCCAAGAAAUUGCAGCUACUUCUACUACUGCUCCAAUGGCUCCAAGCUGAUCCAUCGAUGUCCGACGAACUACACUUGGCAUUACGAACGGAGAUCCUGUGUCCAGAAGUCCGAGAAGAAGUGCUAUGCGGAGAGGUUUCGCCUAAUUAACUAG
Drosophila takahashii is the source of this 1451-nucleotide messenger RNA. RefSeq lists its product as uncharacterized. Gene Ontology annotation, molecular function: chitin binding. Gene Ontology annotation, cellular component: extracellular region. The record is from RefSeq and is a predicted model, not a curated record. NCBI's taxonomy places the organism in Eukaryota, Metazoa, Arthropoda, Insecta, Diptera, Drosophilidae.